This is a messenger RNA of Candoia aspera, 4054 nucleotides long. It is a transcript of the gene CRK, whose product is annotated as CRK proto-oncogene, adaptor protein. The transcript is spliced from 3 exons. Gene Ontology annotation, biological process: cell migration; signal transduction. The record is from RefSeq and is a predicted model, not a curated record. Gene Ontology annotation, molecular function: receptor tyrosine kinase binding; signaling adaptor activity. Lineage: Eukaryota; Metazoa; Chordata; Lepidosauria; Squamata; Candoiidae. The coding region runs from base 126 to 1061 and encodes 311 amino acids.
CGCGGCGGCCGCCAUCUUGGGCGGCUGCAGGAGGGAGCGGGAGGCGGCGGCCGGGUCGGCUCGCGCGAUCGGCGACGGAGGCCUGAGCCGGCGGCCGCCGCCGCCGCCGCUCUUCCCCGCCGGCCAUGGCCGGGCAAUUCGACGCGGAGGACCAGGCGAGCUGGUACUGGGGGCGGCUGAGCCGGGCGGAGGCCGUGGAGCUCCUGCAGGGGCAGCGCCACGGCACCUUCCUGGUGCGGGACUCGGGCAGCAUUCUGGGCGACUUCGUCCUCUCCGUCUCCGAGAGCUCCCGCGUCUCGCACUACAUCGUCAACAGCCAGAGCGGGGGCGGGGCGGGAGCGGCCCCCCCGGCUCCGGUUUUCCCUUUUUGUUUCCUCCCUCUUCCAGGGUUGACUCCUUCUAGGUUUCGGAUAGGUGAUCAAGAGUUCGACUCUUUACCAGCUUUGUUGGAGUUCUACAAAAUACACUACUUGGACACUACAACGUUGAUAGAACCUGUUUCAAAAUCCAAGCAUAACAGUGAUGUGCAGCUCAGGCAGGAAGAAGUUGUGUAUGUACGUGCUCUUUUUGACUUUAAUGGCAAUGACGAGGAAGAUCUUCCAUUUAAGAAAGGAGACAUACUGAGGAUCUGGGAAAAGCCCGAAGAGCAGUGGUGGAAUGCAGAAGACAGUGGCGGUAGGCGAGGCAUGAUCCCUGUUCCUUAUGUCGAGAGGUAUAGACCUGCCUCUGCUGCAGUGUCAGCUCCAGUUGGAAGUAACCAGGAUAGUACCCUCCCACAAGCACUAGGUGGGCUGGAACCAGGCCCCUAUGCCCAGCCUAGCAUCAACACUCCACUCCCGAACCUUCAGAAUGGGCCGAUCCUUGCCCGGGUUAUCCAGAAGCGGGUCCCUAAUGCCUAUGACAAGACAGCCUUGGCUUUGGAGGUUGGUGAGCUGGUCAAGGUCACUAAGAUUAACAUGAGUGGCCAGUGGGAAGGAGAGUGCAACGGCAGGCGUGGCCAUUUCCCGUUCACACACGUCCGGAUGCUCGAUCAACAGAAUCCUGAAGAGGACUUCAGCUGAAUGGGACUCUCGACUGUCCUGCUUACAGAUGGGAGCAAGCACAUGGAGUUUCAUUGCCGCAGCAAUGGAGACUGUUACUUGAGAAGUCAAAAGCAGGGUUGUUUCUGCCAGCAUUCUGGUAUUGAUGAUGAACUAUCCCUGGGACCCAACACUCAUAAGGUGCUUGUGUUCUCAGGGUCCACAAUGUCACGGCUUCGGUGCCAAGAGGUAGGUCAAAGACACACAUUCCCUCCCCUCCCCCAAGAGUAGGAUGAGAAUGCUGCCGAGGGCUGCGGAGUUCCAGCGUUGUCAGUUGCAUGGCUUUCUCUGUAGGUAGAAAACCUGAAUGGUUUGGUAGAAAGCUCACGACUUGCUAAUCUCAGUACUCCUCUCUUUGGAUCUGAUAUAUAUUGUAAUUUCUGUCUCAUAACUGCUUGUUGCAAGAUGAGUACACUGCACAGCCCCGGUCUACUUUCUAAGUGUAUUUUGAUACUGGGAUAGCUGGAGCUUAAUGAUUAUACUUUGGAUGCAUUUGGGCCAAGUCUGCUCAUUAUCGAGAGUCCCAGAAAUUUGUCUUCAGUACAUAGCAAGUAGCUGAUUUAAUUUCAGAGGUAGAUAUUAAUGGAUAUUAAAUAUUGGUGGAAUGUUGAACUUCCCUUAAAGUGCAGAGAACUGUGUUCAUUGUACUUUUUAAUUGCCUACUUAUUUGAGCACUACACUCCAAAGCAUUAGCCAGCUAUAGGAAAAGAUGAGUGCCUGAAAAUCUCCUUUUAGUACUUUCUACUUACUCAAUAUAGCAAGGCAAAUAUUGCCAUGAUAAAUGAAAAUACCAAAUACUUCCUUCUAAAGCUGUUGUUUUCAAACUGUGGUUCCAUCUGCAAAGCAUUCAGAUGGUGGUUUCACGAAGAACUUACUUUUAAUAAACUAAUGAAAAUAUUAAAAUGCUUUUGGGUUGAUUCUAAGACAUGAAUAGUUUACACACACAAUAUCUUUCCACUACUCAAUACUUGAACAAAUCAGUUUUUUUCUACUAACAUUUCCCAGACUGCUUGUUGCCAAAUUCUUUUAACUUAAUAUUGCUAGAAAAAGAAUAACGUUGAGGCAACUAGUUUUUCCUUGCAUUCUUAUCAAAAUGUGCCCCUGGUAUUCUUCCCAAGAACGAAUUGCAGGUGUGUAAUAAGCAAUCUCAUAUCCCAUUAAUAGAGGAGGAAAGCGUCCUUUAGUGCUUAUGUAACAUUGUCAUUCUGUAAUUGUUUUAAGAACAUUGAAAUGGCUAGAUCCCACUUGAAAGGGCUUGUCUGUCAGGAAAGUUGUAUGCACCCCCCCAAAAUAUAGUAAAUUAGAAUAUGAACAAAAACAUGGAAAUGUUAAUCCUUACCUUAUGUUAGAAUUUUUAAGAAUAUUUCCAGUACAUUAGAAGCUCUGCUAUGUUGAAGGCAUUGAGGAAUCUGGUAAAGAAGUAUCUCUGAAGCAAUGACCCAAUGGUUCACAGGUUGUCUAGUAUUUAAAUAUAGUUGCUUUACCUGGAAAGGGCUGGGCCUAAGUGUAUUUUGUACACUUUUUGUAGGGGGGUUGGCUGUGGAUUAUGGAAUGCACUUCCCAUCAUUCUCGGCUGUUAAAUCAGAUUUUCAGGAAUAGGAGUUUGUAGAUCGGAAUUUCUGUGGAUCCACGGGUGGGAAUGGGCCACUCCUUAGUAAAACGGUUGUUCAUUGGUGACGCUACGCAAAGCACUGCCACCCAGACUGUUUGGGUCACACAGGCUGGGAGGUUAGAUUUGUUCAGAGAACAGAGCAUUUAGCAUGAAGUCUCAAUUACACUUCUCACAUUUAUGGUUUGCUGUGGGAAUUUCUUUUAUGCUGCUCCUGUUCCUUACCUGGAGCCUUUAGAAUGGACAGCUAGAAGACUGUAAGAUCUGUUUCCCUGAAAGUUACUUCUCUGAGACAGAUCCUAACAUACAAUUAUGUGCUUGGAAACCAGAGGAUCUCUGCAAUUAGGGACUGUUGGUUUUCUGUACUAUUGCAGGAAGUACCUCUUAAAGAGAGAGACAAAAAAUUAACAGGAUGCGCUGCAUUUUAAGUAGAAAUAUAGUUUAUUAUAAUUUCUGCUUGGGCUCUGCCAAGUUGGCAGAAUUAGGAACAUGAGGGUUCUUAUUGUAAGUAAUGCUGAAAAAUCCGUGACCAAUUCUGCAAUGCUGAUCCUUCAGAAUUCCUUGAGUGCUAAGCAAACCCUGUGGUUUAUUGAAUUUUGACCAGCUAUUGUGAUUUAUAAACAAUACUUCCUGUGUAGUAUAAAUCUAGCCAAUUUUGGUUUACUCAGUAAACCAUGACAAGUGUAGUAUGUGAAGCCAUUCAGUAAGUUCAUAUAUCAUGCUUUACUUUUGGUUUAAUGUGUGAAUCGCCCCAUUGUGGUUUAUUCAGCAGAUCACCCCUAGAAAAACAAAUGUAUUAUUGUCCCAAUAUUCCUAUUUCAAACACUUUAUUUCAGACUUCAAAGCAUGGUUGCGAUAUUAUCACACUUCCUCAUCUAGUAUCAGAGGCAUCUCAUAAUUUGCUUCUCACCCUAAGGAAGCAACUUCCUUGUUAUUAAAGAAACUUGAAGGCCUAGACAGUCAGCUUUGGGUAGUUAACUUUUCCCUGAAUUAGAGUGACCUUAAAUGUCUAUAAGAGUACCACUGGUCACUAUUAUUUCUUGAUGCAUUUUUGCAUAGUAUUACACUACUCAGUUUAAAUGGGUUGCUGUUUUUUUCUAGCUAGCAUUUUAGUCAAGCCCAGCCUUUCAUAAUAAAACCUGAUGUGAUCAAAGCUUGUUAAUCUAUUAUAACUGCAAGUAUUUUAAUCAUUUUUAAUAACAUGCUGUUGGAGUGAAAAUGCUAAGUACACAAACUAAAGCAAAAGCAUAUGUAAAAUGUGCCCUGUAUUAUAUAACACUACACACUUUCUUGACAGUUACUUUUUUGUAGCCUGUAAUCAACAUGUGCAUAAUAUGUGACGUAAAUAAAAACUGCAAAAGUGGAA